Molecule: messenger RNA, 1222 nt
Organism: Perognathus longimembris pacificus (Pacific pocket mouse)
Lineage: Eukaryota; Metazoa; Chordata; Mammalia; Rodentia; Heteromyidae
Gene: Wdr83
Product: WD repeat domain 83
Exons: 9
Coding region: 143-1108 (321 amino acids)
Biological process (GO): mRNA splicing, via spliceosome
Cellular component (GO): catalytic step 2 spliceosome
Molecular function (GO): protein binding
Source: RefSeq, a predicted model, not a curated record
CGAGCCCGUAAAUUGGAAACCGGAAGUGUCCAGGGGGACGAUAAUAAAGUUACGUCGAGCUUGAGCGCCACUAAGCCAUUCCCUUUCUCGGUGCUGACUGACUUUUUCCAAAGGUGGCGAAAACGGGGGCGGGCCUGGCACUAUGGCUUUCCCUCAGCCCAAGCCGCGGGCCCCGGAGCUGCCGCGGAAGCAGUUGAAGACGCUGGACUGCGGCCAAGGGGCCGUGCGAGCCGUGCGAUUUAAUGCGGAUGGCCAUUACUGCCUGACGUGCGGCAGCGACAAGACCCUCAAACUGUGGAACCCGCUACGGGGGACGCUGCUGCGGGCGUACAGCGGUCACGGCUAUGAAGUGCUGGACGCGGCCGGGUCCUUUGACAACAGCCAUCUCUGCUCCGGCGGCGGGGACAAGGCGGUGGUGCUAUGGGAUGUGGCAACUGGACAGGUUGUGCGCAAAUUUAGAGGCCACGCGGGGAAGGUGAACACCGUGCAAUUUAAUGAAGAGGCCACAGUCAUCCUGUCUGGGUCUAUUGAUUCCAGUAUACGCUGCUGGGACUGCCGAUCUAGGAGACCAGAGCCUGUGCAGAAGCUGGAUGAAGCCAGGGAUGGCAUAUCCAGUGUAAAGGUGUCAGACCAUGAGGUCCUGGCAGGCUCCGUGGACGGCCGCUUGAGGCGCUAUGACCUGAGGAUGGGGCAGCUCUUCUCAGACUAUGUGGGCAGCCCCAUCACAUGCACCUGCUUCAGCCGGGAUGGGCAGUGCAUCCUGGUGUCCAGCUUAGAUUCCACCUUGCGCCUGCUGGACAAAGACACUGGGGAACUGCUGGGCGAGUACACGAGUCACAAGAACCAAGAGUACAAGUUGGACUGCUGCCUGAGCGAGCGGGACACACACGUGGUCAGCUGCUCUGAGGAUGGGAAGGUGUACUUCUGGGACCUGGUGGAGGGUUCCUUGGCACUGGCUUUGCCUGUGGGUACCGGUGUGGUGCAGUCCCUGGCGUACCACCCCACAGAGCCCUGCCUCCUAACAGCCAUGGGGGGCAGCAUCCAUUGCUGGCGGGAAGAGGCCUUCGAAGCAGAGGAUGGGGCAGGCAGAGGCCAAGGACCAAUAUAGAUGCUGACGAACCAACAGAAACCAUUUAUUCCAGAGACAGUGUGGACCAUGGAGUUGGGAGGGGCUUGUAUACAAACUAAUAAAUAUGGAGGGGGCGUGGCCUUCCUGGCUCCU